Messenger RNA from Adineta steineri, 3210 nucleotides. The record is from the annotation of a GenBank genome assembly. NCBI's taxonomy places the organism in Eukaryota, Metazoa, Rotifera, Eurotatoria, Adinetida, Adinetidae.
AUGGAUGCAAAACCUGACUUAAGUCAUUUAACUGAUGAUGAAAGAAAAAUCAUUGAAGCUGUUAUUAAUCGACAAAAUGCAGAAGAAAAACUUGAUGCUUUUAAUAUUCCAUCUCCUAUUGAUGAUUAUUCAUUACCAUCCAUAGCAAUAUCAUCAUCAUCAUCGUCUCGUCGAUAUUCUCAGUCGAAUGAAUCAGGUGUAUUUUGUCAAAUUUGUCAAAAAACAAAAUUCGUCAAUGAACAAUCAUCUCGACAAUGUUCCAUAUGUCAAAAACGUUUCUGUGUACGUUGUGGUAUACGUUUAAAAUCUCAAUAUUAUGUUUGUAAUCAAUGUCGGCAAAAACAAGAACAUUAUUUUUCAUCAACAAAAAAUAUUUGUAAACAAUAUCUAUCGGAUUAUAUUUUAUCUCAAACAUCUGAUGAAAAUAAUCAAAUGAAUAAACAACGUAUGUUACCAAAACCAGAAAUAAAUAAUAAUAAUAAAAAUCAUGAUGAAGCAUCACCAUCAGAUUCAAAUAAAAAUACAAGAUUAUUACCACAAAUAAAACCAAAUCUACGUUCAAUGAAUAUUCUAAGAGAUUUUCAAUAUCAUUCACUUGAAGAUAGAGAAAUUGGUCAUGAAUUAACAUUAAAAGAUUCAGGAAUUGAUACAGCUAGUUCAAGUACAAUAUUAAAUGUUAUAUCAUCCGAACAAUUUAAAAAGCCGAUGACAUAUUGGCGUUUUAAUGAAGCCCAUACAGAACAAAUUGGUUAUAUUUAUUUAAAAAAUACUCUUCCAACACAUGGAAAAAUACAUAAAGAAGAUAUUUUUAAAGUAUUAGGUUUACAAAUUCAAAAUAGUAUUCGUUAUGAAAAUGAAUAUAUGGCUGAGAUUACUAAAGUUAUACCUGGAAGUAUUGCUGAUACUUAUGGACAAUUACGAAUUGGUGAUCAAAUACUUGAAUGGAAUGGUGAAAAAUUAACAAAUGAUAUAAAUCAAAUAUUUUCUCAUAUUCCAAAACAUUCUCCACAAAUUCAUAUGAUUGUUAAACGAUUAAUUAGAAAUCCAAUAGAAUCUAAUAAUGAUCAUUUAAUAUCCAAUCGAAUUUUUCAAGAAGAUAAAACAAUUUCGUCAACAAUAGAAACUAAUUACAUCCAAUUACAAUUUUCAUAUCGAUAUGAUGAAAAUUGUUUACAUGUUAUGAUAUAUGGUGCUAGACAUAUUCCUAUUCGACAAGGAUUAGUUGCUUGUCAAUUAUCAUUGCAAUAUGACCGUGAUAUAUCAUCAACAGAAGAAAAAUGUACUAAAGCUCAACCAUGUUCAUCUGGUAUAUGUACUUGGAAUCAACAUAUAACUUUUUUCGAUAUUGAAACGCUUGAUAAUAUUCUAUUAUGGAUUAAAUUAAUUAAUCUUGAACACAAUCAAGAAAUUUUAGGAGAAAUCAAAUUUAAUAAAUUAUAUUCAAAUAGUAAAACAGAAUGGUAUAAUUUAAAUAACAAUAUAUCAAACGGAUUACCAUUCAAUCGUGUUCUUCCACCACCAACAACAACAGACAUUCCGUCAACGACGAAUACUCGUAAAAGACAAUUGCCAGAUAUUCCUACUGCACAAUUAGAAGCAAAUAGAGAAAAAGUUUCACAAGAUUUAUUUCAAAAAGCAGCCGAAUUAAAAUUACGUCUUCAUAUGCAAUCAAAAAAUGAGAAAUCUCUUAUAAUGCAACGUAGUUUUGAUCAUACAGAGUUAGUUUCUAAACCAACUUAUGAAGAUCGUACACAAUCAAUUGAUGAUAAUUCAAGAAAAUCACGAAUAAGUUUAUUAUCAUCAUCAUCAAAAAUGUCUUCAACAAAUACAUCAAGAGAAAAACUACGUAUACCAAUGAUUAGAGAUAAAAGUGUACCCAAUUCCAUAUUAACAAGACGAACAAGUUUGAUCGAACAGAAUGGUAAUACUACUACUACUAAUAAUAAUAUUGAAAAGUCAAAAUCGAAAUCUUUUGAAGAAAAAUAUCGAAAAACGAUUAAAAAACGAUAUUCAUCUGAAACACAAGCAGAAGAUGUUGAUUCUGAUGGAUCAGAAUUAUCAUCCGGUUCAAGAAUUAGUUCAGCUAGCAUAUUAUCAACACAAUCUGAACGACCUCGAUAUCUACGAAAACAUAAUAUACCAAAAAAUGUUAAUGAACAAUUUUAUCAUAGUGAUGAAAUACAAUUAAAUGAAAAAGAACUUCGACAAAUGGCUAUGCGUACAAAUGAUACAGUAAUAAAUUCUACUAUAAAUAAUCCAACAGCCACGGAAACACCAGUACCAUCAACUUCUAUUGUCAAUGGCAAAAUUAGUAAACUUGAUCAACGUAAUGAUGGUACUGUAUCGGAUUCAGCUUUAAGUUCACAAUCUGAAACAAAUAAAAAACGGCAACCAUCUAUGUCAUCAAAAGCUCUUGUUAUACUUGGAUUAUCUAAAAAAGCGAAUAGUUCAUCAAAUCUUGGUUGUGCGAAAAGAUAUGGUUUCCAAAGAAGUGAAGAAAUUGGUGUUCAACCUCAUUUACGAAGUCGAGCAUUACAACAACAAACAAGUAAAGAAAAUGAAACACCAUCUAGUGCUCCACCUAUGGUUUCAACGAAAUCAUUAUUUGCUGGAGCUUCUCCACCAAAUCAAUGUCAGUCUAUGCCUAAUGAUAUGAUAAAGUUAUGGUCUGGUGGCCUUAAAUUACCACAUGAACAUCAAUUUACUGAAUUUAUUGAAGGUUUAGGAAAAGGACAAUUAGUUGGACGACAAGUUUUAGCUUCACCAUGUCAUGGUGAAAUUCAAAUAGGUAUCCGUAAUCAAAAUAGUUAUCUUGAAGUUGAAAUUGUACGAGCAAGAAAUUUAAUUCAAAAACCAUACUAUAAAAUGCCUCCAGCUCCAUAUGUAAAAGUUUAUUUACUUGAUGGAAAAACAUGUAUAGAAAAACAACGUACUCGAACAACAACACGUCGUACACUUGAUCCACUUAUUCAGCAAGCACUUCUAUUUAAAGAAACUUUUCGAGAUAGAGUUUUACAAAUCAGUAUAUGGGGUGAUUAUGGUAAAUUAGAUCGAAAAGUAUUUAUGGGUGUUUGUCAAAUAGGUUUAGAUGAAAUUAAUUUAAAUACUUCUCAACAAACUCUUAGUUGGUAUAAAUUAUUCUCUUCUAAUUCACUGAUGAAUAAUUAUACGAUUGUACAACAAUCAAAAAGAAAAAAUACAAUAUCAUAA